AUGAAUAUGCUGGAUGAUGAAGAUGACCAAAGCUUUCACGCUACGCGUGACGGCUACUCCCAUUUGAGCGAUGUCGAAUGGGAUGCGGUUGAACGAAUGGGUUCGACCAUGGGCAUCCAUGCUGUUAGCGUCAUGCUAGAGGCUCUCAAUAGAGAUGCCCAACUUGCUACUAUCGCCAAGUUCAUUCAAAAUGAACUUGACGCAGAGCGCGAGAAAGUAGCCUUGCUUCACCAACAAGGUUCCCAACAAGCGGAGUUGUUGAGAGAACAGGGUGCUCAACAGUUUGAACUGUUGAGACAGCAGCAGGCUGCUGCUGGUGGGUCGAUGCACUCGCGUCGACCCGAGACUUUGAAGAUUGACAUCUCAAAGUAUAGGGGGGUCGAAGAAGACUCCCUCUUGAGAUGGUUCGUCGAAUUGGAUGACGCCAUAAGGGCGCGUCGCAUCGACGACGGGGAUAUGCAAGUUGCAUUUGCCCAGUCAAAUCUGGCAGGACGUGCCAAUACUUGGGCACUGGGGCUCAAGCUGCACGACCCAUAUGCGUUUGGGUCGUUGGAAGUCUUCAAGUCGCGGCUCAGACAAACGUUUGAACCGCCUAGAGCUGAGUUCAGAGCUCGAACCGAACUCUUGAAGCUCAAGCAGGGUAAGCGUGAUGUGCACGCUUACGCUCAACAUAUACGACAUCUCACGAGUUGUAUAAGUUCCAAUCCGGUGGAUGAACACACGUUGGUUUCGGUGUUCAUGCAGGGUCUUGCGGAUGGUCCCGUCAAGACUCACCUGUUCCGGCUUGAACUAGAUUCACUAGAACAAGCCAUUUCAUUGCGGAACAGGAAGACUUCAGUCUGA
Molecule: messenger RNA, 843 nt
Organism: Peronospora matthiolae
Lineage: Eukaryota; Oomycota; Peronosporomycetes; Peronosporales; Peronosporaceae
Source: the annotation of a GenBank genome assembly